Messenger RNA from Glarea lozoyensis ATCC 20868, 1245 nucleotides. RefSeq lists its product as uncharacterized. Gene Ontology annotation, cellular component: plasma membrane. Bases 1 to 1245 code for a protein of 414 amino acids. The transcript has 2 exons. The record is from RefSeq and is a predicted model, not a curated record. Gene Ontology annotation, biological process: nickel cation transmembrane transport. Gene Ontology annotation, molecular function: nickel cation transmembrane transporter activity. Lineage: Eukaryota; Fungi; Ascomycota; Leotiomycetes; Helotiales; Helotiaceae.
AUGUUUCUAAAUCGCCCUCCUCAAUGGGCAGCCCGUGUGGCAUCUCGAUUGCCACCUCAGUUACGCUUCCUGUCCUUCCCAGCCGUAUCGAUCAUUUCCAUCCUCAUUAUCGUCAACUGCGUAGUCUGGAUUGCAGUUGCGAUAGUCCUUCGAAAACACCCAGUGCUCGCUUCCUCUGCCGUUCUUUCAUAUACUCUCGGUCUACGACAUGCGCUCGAUGCCGACCAUAUCUCCGCGAUUGAUUUGAUGACAAGGAGGUUGGUGGCUGGCGGGCAGAAGCCAGUUACGGUUGGAACAUGGUUUAGUCUUGGACAUAGCACGAUUGUUGUUAUCACUUGCAUAGUGGUGGCGGCAACGAGUGGAGCGCUACAGAAGAGGUUCGAUGGGUUUAGCGAAGUGGGAGGUGUUAUUGGAACUUCGGUUUCAGCCGCUGUUCUUAUUCUGCUUGGAAUAGGUAAUGCCUGGAUUCUAUACAAGCUUGUUCAGCGGAUCCGGGUUGUGCUGAAGGAAGAAGUUAGUGGGGACCGGGAGGAGAAUCAUGAAGGAGCUGUUGCUGGUCUCGAUCUCGAAGGGGGUGGAAUAAUGGUUAGAGUGUUCAAGAAAGUGUUCAAAUUCAUUGAUCGCCCGUGGAAAAUGUAUCCGUUAGGUGUUCUCUUUGGAAUGGGAUUUGAUACGAGUAGUGAGAUUGCGGUACUGGGUAUUGCAAGUGUGGAAGGGGUUAAAGGCACAGGCAUUUGGUUGAUUCUGAUAUUUCCGGUGCUGUUCACAGCUGGUAUGUGUAUGCUUGAUACUACAGAUGGGGCUUUAAUGAUGACGCUUUACACCUCGACCUCUUUGGCUCGCGAUACCGUGGCAAUACUUUACUACUCAAUUGUUCUAUCAGCAAUUACGGUUCUGUUCGCUGUUGUAAUUGGUAUCAUUCAAUUACUAUCUGUAAUCUCCAACUUCUCCAGCGGGCCUUUCUGGGAUGGGGUCGAUGCCGUUGGCGAUCAUUACUCGGAAGUGGGAGGAGCUAUAUGUGGAGCUUUUGUAAUUUUUGGAGGUCUCUCCGUGAUUCUGUAUAAACCCUGGCGCCGGAGAGUGGAUCGACAUUAUGCUAGUCGCUAUGGCUCAUCACCUGAUGGUUCUGUUGCUCUCAGUGAGGAAGACGAUGGAAUGCCAAAGAAGAUAUCACUCGAGGAUGAAAGGCCAAGGAAACAGACAGCCGUUACUACAUCGGAAGAGAUUACUGCGUCUCGCAGCUAA